AUGAUAUUAGGAUAUCUAUUAUAUUUUUCAUAUUAGAUAUCAAUUACUCAUAAAAAUCAAUUGAAUAAUAAACACUUUAAUGAUAGAUAUAGUUGUUUUUAUGAAGAAUUGAAAAUUGAUUAAAGAAUGGCUAUGAGCUAUUCAUUCAUUAAUUUACUAAGAAAGACUAUCUUUAUUAUUUCAACAGUAUUAUUAUAUUCAACUCCAAUUUAUUAAACAACAAUUUGUUUCUUAUCUUGUGUAUUGAAUAUUUUCCUAUUACUAUAAGAUAAUCCAUUUGAAAAUAAAUAAUAAUACUUUUUAAAUCUAAUACCUGAUCUUGCUGUUCUAAUUAUUGUUGCAAUUACUAUUGUUUUAGCAUUUUAAGAUACUUUUAUUAUGUUUAAUGAUCAAUUCAUAUAUAAUUUAGGAUGGCUCAUUGUUGCAUGUAUCUAUCUAUCAAUUGGAUUGUAACUACUCUUUUUAAUAAAAGAACUUCUAAUCAAAUUAAUUCAUAAAUGCAAAACUCUAAUUAACCACUUUAAAAAAUAAUGA
This is a messenger RNA of Paramecium octaurelia, 534 nucleotides long. The record is from the annotation of a GenBank genome assembly. NCBI's taxonomy places the organism in Eukaryota, Ciliophora, Oligohymenophorea, Peniculida, Parameciidae.